This is a messenger RNA of Fusarium coffeatum, 1431 nucleotides long. RefSeq lists its product as uncharacterized. The transcript has 2 exons. Lineage: Eukaryota; Fungi; Ascomycota; Sordariomycetes; Hypocreales; Nectriaceae. The record is from RefSeq and is a predicted model, not a curated record. Bases 1 to 1431 code for a protein of 476 amino acids.
AUGACCCCGGCCCAUUCGAUGGCGCGAUUACCGCCACUUCUGCUCGUCUCCAGCUUUCUCAAUUUCGCUUCAGGCCUUACACUACCGCAACCGACAAAGACGGUCGCAUUCCAUGAAAUCAACGCGGCAUCAUAUCCUCUCGCUGCGACAGCUGCGCCAGAUGACUCAUUUCUGCAAAGACGACAAUUCAACACAGUCUGUGGUUACAUAGGAGGUGACCCAGGACUACCAGCGACUUGUUCUGCUGGUUCACAUUGUGUGGUUGAUGUCGAUCAUGGAGCUGUGGGGUGCUGUCCUGAUGGCGGAUCUUGCACCCAGGGAGUGUUUACAGAUUGUGUGGAUGCAGGCAGUGGACCACAAACCGAAGUGAAUCCAUAUGUUUUCUCGUGUCGAGGGAACGAUUUGUGCUACAAGAAUAGCUUUGAAGGGGGUUUCUUCCAAUAUGGAUGUGGUUCAGCGACAAAUUUGGCGACCAAUGUGGUGGCUUCUGCAUCGGGGAAGAGCGCUAUUCAACUUACUAGCUUGAGCGUUCCCCUUACUGCACCAGUAACCUCACUAUCCGACCCAACGACACUAGGAACAAGGAGAAGAACAUCCGAGACCGAUUCCUCUGCCACGGAAGCGACAACAACAGGAAGCGCGACCACGGAAUCCACAGGCACAUCAUCGACAGAAACAACAGAAUCAUCCUCAACAGAAUCAACAACACAGUCAGAAACUUCAUCAACAGAGACAGAAAGCUCAACGGCAUCGGAGAGCGAAACCGAAACCGACACAGCCAGUGGAACUUCUGAGACUGCAGACCCUUCGGCUACCGAUUCUGACGCUUCAGCUCCCGACACUGACGGUGAUGACAAUGGCUCCCAGAACACAGGCGCUAUCGUCGGCGGAAUUAUUAGUGGUGUAGCAGCGCUCGCAGCCCUCGUGGUUCUUGGAGUUUGGCUCUGGAAGCGCAAGAAGGGAAAUACACGCCAGGGGCCAGGCGUGAAACCGCAAGUGCAGCGUAUUGGUCCCCCGUUAGAGAACAAUCAUAGUUUCGCUCCUGUGCCCCCUAUGCGGGAAGCCGAUAAGAUGGCCCCGCCCCCACCGGUCCCCGUUACUGACCAGCGGAGCAUGAAUCCAAUUGUUGAGCACGAUGGACCUUACGCGGAGCCUUGGGAUCCCCAAUCUCAGUACGGGUACUCGGCAUCGGCUGUUGGUGGAGGUGCACAGAUGGAACACGACGAGGUGCCGUUGACGAGAGACGACGAUUUCAACACACUACACAGUUACAAUACCGGCUUGGGACGUAUUAGUGAAGAAGAACCACGGCCGGGACAAGCUAUCACUACGUCAGGCCAUAUGAGCAGUCCUCUUCAACCGCCAUACAACCCUCGCCGCGACGGAGGAGGACCAUUGUGGCAGCAGAACCGUGGUCCCGGAUGGUUUUAA